GCUGGUUGAAUGAGUUGCCUGUGAAAGCUACUUCAUCUGUAAGAAAACAGGCGUCUGCACCAGUGACUGGGCCAGUGCUCAAAAAUGAGUCUCUCUGGGGAGAGAGAGGAGGGGGACCCUGCCUCUAAAAUGAGUCUCUCUGGGGAGAGAGGGGAGGGGGGCCCUGCCUCUAAAAUGAGUCUCUCUGGGGAACAUGACACCAAAGCUAAGAGCCCAAUCAAGCAGGAGAGACCAGCCUCCCCUGUUCCCAGCUGUGUGUCCAUGAAGAGUGACUGGUCUAUGGAACAACCUAUACUGUUUAGAGAGGGAGACUUUUCUACUGAACAAAGAAACCAACAGGAGAGAUCAGAGUCAGAUAUUCUCAGCGAUCAGUCUUCCCAGAGUCAUCAAACAGACCUGGCCUCCAUAUUGAGUUUGCUUGAAGAGAAUAUUAUGACAUUUGUGAAGAACGAGCUGAAGAUGUUCAAGAGGAUUCUUAGUCCAGAACUCCCAGAAGGCUUUGAGAGUCAGAAGCAGGAUAAGGAAGUGGUGGAUGCUGAAGAUGAGAAGCAGGAGAGCAGUGCCAGAGAGGGGGCUCUGAAGAUCACACUUCACAUCCUGAGGAAAAUGAACCAGAAGGAGCUUGCUGACAUACUGGAGAAAUAUUCAGAUGAUCCUGCUGUGAUUUGCCAACGUGAACUCAAAUCUAAUCUAAAGAAGAAGUUUCAAUGUGUAUUUGAGGGGAUCGCUAAACAAGGAAACCCAACACUUCUCAAUAAGAUCUACACAGAGCCCUACAUCACAGAGGGUGGAACAGGAGAGGUCAAUAAUGAACAUGAGCUGAGACAGAUUGAGACAACAACCAGGAAACAAGCAAGACCAGAGACUGCAAUCAAAUGUAACGACAUCUUCAAACCCUUAACUGGACAAGACAAACGUAUCAGAACUGUGCUGACAAAGGGAGUCGCUGGCAUUGGAAAAACAGUCUCUGUGCAGAAGUUCAUUCUGGACUGGGCUGAAGGAAAAGCAAAUCAGGAUGUCCAAUUUGUAUUUUCAUUCCCUUUUCGGGAGCUGAAUUUGAUGAAAGAUGAUAAACACACGUUCAUUGAACUUCUCAAACACUUCUCAAUGGAAACCAAAGAAUCAAGAAUCUCCAACUACAACAAGUACAAAGUUCUGUUCAUCUUUGAUGGUCUGGAUGAGUGCCGACUGCCCCUAGACUUCCAGAAGAACAAGAUCUGUUGUAAUGUCACAGAGUCAACCUCAGUGGAUGUUCUGCUGACAAAUCUCAUCAAGGGAAAUCUGCUUCCCUCUGCUCUCCUCUGGAUAACUACCCAACCUUCGGCAGCCCAUAAGAUCCCUUCAGGGUGUGUUGACCAGGUGACAGAGGUACGAGGGUUCAAUGACCCACAGAAGGAGGAGUACUUCAGGAAGAGAUUCAUUGAUGAGGACCUGGCCAGCAGAAUCAUCUCACACAUAAAGACAUCAAGGAGCCUCCACAUCAUGUGCCACAUUCCAGUCUUCUGUUGGAUUUCUGCAACAGUCCUUGAACACAUGCUGAAACAUAAGAGAGAAGAGAUGCCCAAGACUCUGACUGAGAUGUACACACACCUUGUGGUGUUUCAUACCAAACAGAAGAAUGAAAAGUAUCUUGGGGAAGAAGAGACAGAUCCACACUGGAAUAAAGAGAGCAUUCUGUCACUGGGAAAACUGGCUUUUCAGCAGCUUGUGAAAUGCAAUUUGAUUUUCUAUGAAGAAGACCUGAAAGAGGCUGGCAUUGAUGUCAAUGAAUCCUCAGUGUACUCAGGAUUGUGCACACAGCUCUUUAAAGAGGAAUGUGGGCUGUACCAGGACAAGGUGUACUGCUUUGUUCAUCUGAGCAUUCAGGAGUUUCUGGCUGCUGUAUAUGUGUUCCUCUCAUUCAUCAACAACAAUGAGAAUCUAAUGGACAAACUGCAAACAAAAGAUGAGUCUUCAAUUAAUUUCUACAAGAGUGCUGUGAAUAAAGCCUUCCAAAGUGAGACGGGAAACCUGGACCUUUUCCUCCGCUUCCUACUGGGCCUCUCACUGGAGUCCAAUCAGAAGCACUUACGAGGUCUAUUGACAAAGACAAGAAGCAGCUCAAAGACCCAUGAAGAAACAGUCAAGUACAUCAAGGAGAAGAUCAGGGAGAAUCCCUCUCCAGAGAGGAGCAUCAAUCUGUUCCACUGUCUGAAUGAACUGAAUGACCAUUCUCUAGUGGAGGAGAUCCAAAGCUACCUGAGAUCAGGAAGUCUCUCUAGAGACAACCUGUCACCUGCACAGUGGUCAGCUCUGGUCUUUGUGUUGCUGACUUCAGAAAAGGAGCUGGAUGUGUUUGACCUGAAGAAAUACUCCAGAUCAGAGGAAGGUCUUCUGAGGCUGCUGCCAGUGGUCAAAGCCUCCAGAGCUGUUCUGCUGUCAGGCUGUGGAGUCACAGAGGAAGGCUGUGCUUCUCUGGUCUCAGCUCUGGAGUCAAACCCCUCACACCUGAGAGAGCUGGACCUGAGUAACAAUGACCUGAAGGAUUCAGGAGUGAAACUGCUCUAUGCUGGACUGGAGAAUCCCCACUGUAAACUGGAGACUCUGAGGCUGUCAGGCUGUGGAUUCACAGAGGAAGGCUGUGCUUCUCUGGUAUCAGCUCUGGAGUCAAACCCCUCACACUUGAGAGAGCUGGUCCUGAGUAACAAUGACCUGAAGGAUUCAGGACUGAAGCUGCUCUCUGCUGGACUGGGGAAUCCCCACUGUAAACUGGAGACUCUGAGGCUGUCAGGCUGUGGAGUCACAGAGGAAGGCUGUGCUUCUCUGGUAUCAGCUCUGGAGUCAAACCCCUCACACUUGAGAGAGCUGGUCCUGAGUAACAAUGACCUGAAGGAUUCAGGACUUAAGCUGCUCUCUGCUGGACUGGGGAAUCCCCACUGUAAACUGGAGACUCUGAGGCUGUCACGCUGUCUAGUCACAAAGGAAGGCUGUGCUUCUCUGGUCUCAGCUCUGAGGUCAAACCCCUCACACCUGAGAGAGCUGGACCUGAGCUACAAUCACCCAGGAGACUCAGGAGUCAGACUGCUCUCUGCUGGACUGGAGGAUCCACACUGCAGACUGGAGAAACUCAAUGUGGAACAUGGUGGAGAGUACACAAUGAAACCUGGACUUAGAAAAUAUGUCUGUGAUCUCACACUGGACCUAAACACAGUAAACAGACUCCUCUCUCUGUCUGAGGAGAACAGAAAGGUGACAUGUAGGAGAGAGGAGCAGCCAUUUCCUGAUCACCCAGAGAGAUUUGAGGACUGUAGACAGGUGCUGUGUAGAGAGGGUCUGACUGGGAGCUGUUAUUGGGAGGUAGAGUGGAGUGGGAGGGCAGAUAUAGGAGUAACAUAUAAAGGAAUCAACAGGAGAGGAAGGGGUAUCGACUGUUGGCUUGGAUACAAUGACAAGUCCUGGUGUCUGACUUGCUCUGACAACAGUUACUCUGCCUGGCACAAUAAUAAUCGGACUCUCAUAGACGUCCCCUCCUCCAGCUCCCACAGAGUAGGAGUGUAUCUGGACUGGCCAGCCGGCACUCUGUCCUUCUAUAGAGCCUCCUCUGACACACUGACCCACCUGAUCACAUUCACCUCCACAUUCACUGAGCCCCUUUAUCCAGGGUUUGGGUUUGAUUAUGACUCCUCAGUGUCCCUGUAAAUAAUAACAUGACACAAACACACACACACAUACUGACACACACACAGGAAACACACACACACACACACACACUGGACACACACCCACACACUGGACACACACACACACACACACACACACACACACACUGGACACACACACACAUUGGACACACACACACAGAGACACACGAGACACACACACACACACACACACUGGACACAGACACACACACACACACACACGCACGCACAGGCACACACACACUGGACACACACACACAAACACACACUGGACACAGACACACACACACACACACUGGACACACACACACAAACACACACUGGACUCAUACACACACACACACAUACUGUACACACAAACACACACACACUGGACACACAAACACACUGGAUACAAGCACUGGACACAAACACACUGGACACACACACACACACACACUGGACACACACACACACACUGGACACACACACACACACACACACUGGACACACACACACACACUGGACACACACACACACACGUCUUCCUAUAAUUGUGAGGACCUUGACACAGGACCUUCAAAUGAGGACCAUCAUUUCUGGACAAACAGACACAUUAUUCCAUCACUAAGCGGUCCUACAAACACAGAUAUCACUUCACCUGAAAAAAUCCAAUGGAGAAAUAGCCAUGCAGGGCACCAGUCUCGUGAGGACCAGUGGUUGCCGAGCAGUUUCUGGAUCACAGGUUCUAGAACAGCUUCUAUCCCAGUUCUAUCUGCCUGUUAAAUCAUCAACCUAAACUGUUUUCAUCAGACUAUUAGAACAUGACUGAACCUUUUGGUUCCUUUUCUGAUCUUUCACCACUUUGCAUUUUUUAUGAUAUAUUUUACUGUUUGUGUUUGUACCAAAGGAGGUUGGUGGGACCUUAAUUGGGGAGGACAGGCUUGUAAUGGCUGGAGGGGAAUAAGUGGAAUGGUAUCAAACACGUGGUUUCCAUGCGUUCCAUUACAUUCACUCUGUUCCAGACAUUAUUAUGAGCCAUCCUCCCCUCACCAGCCUCCUCUGGUAUGUACUGUCUUAUAUGUGAGAGAGAUCCAACAAGGAAUUACAAUGUAUGUAUUACUUUUAAUACCUGCAAAUGGCAAAUAAACUACUAGAACUCCUUAUGAAUGUCUGCAGCCGACUAGACUGUUGGCGUCUGACAAGAGGUGAAAAUAUUACAGGAAUAUUCUGCAAAUGUUGAUGAAGACGUCACUCAAUCCCCCCAAAACAACAUGCAGUCUUUCCACAAGACUCCCAUGAAGUUAUAGUGUGACGUUAUGAGUUGACGUUAAAGUAACAUUCUCAGAACAUACUGCACUUGUUUUAUACUGUUUUAGAUGUAUCCUCUGUUUAAACAAUUAAACUCUUAAAUGUAAACAAUUUAAAUAAUAACACCGUUAAAAUACCAAUGUGAUCAUUUGUUGUACGUCUUUUAUGUUGAAUAACAAAUAGUACAAUUAUAUAUGGACCUACGCUCCACAUACACUGCUGAUGUCGCAGAAAGGCCAUAAAGAUCAUCAAGGACAACAUCCACCUGAUCCACUGCCUGUUCACCCUGCUAUCAUCCAGAAGGAGAGGUCAGUACAGGUGCAUCAUCACCACCCGAGACACUGCCUGUUCACCCCGCUAUCAUCCAGAAGGCGAAGUCAGUACAGGUGCAUCAUCACCACCCGAUCCACUGCCUGUUCACCCCGCUAUCAUCCAGAAGGAGAGGUCAGUACAGGUGCAUCAAAGCUGGGACCGAGAGACUGAAAAACAGCUUCUAUCUCAAGGCCAUCAGACUGUUUAUCAGCCACCACUAACAUUGAGUGGCUGCUGCCAACACACUGACUCAACUCCAGCCACUUUAAUAAUGGGAAUUGAUGGAAAAUUAUGGAAAAAAAUGCAUCACUAGCCACUUUACAAUGCCAAUUAAUAUAAUGUUUACAUACCGUACAUUACUCAUCUCAUAUGUAUAUACUGUAAUCUAUACCAUCUACUGCAUCUUGCCUAUGCCGCUCUGUACCAUCACUCAUUCAUGUAUGUUUAUGUACAUAUUCUUUAUCCCUUUACACUUGUGUAUAUAAGGUAAUUGUGAAAUUGUUAGGUUAGAUUACUCGUUGGUUAUUACUGCAUUGUCGGAACUAGAAGCACAAGCAUUUCACUAAACUCGCAUUAACAUCUGCUAACCAUGUGUAUGUGACAAAUAAAAUGUGAUUUUAGUUCAUUUAGUUGUACAAGUAUACAAAAAGAUAUUGUAUUUUUCAUAAUAAAACAUAAUUGAAACAAGAAAA
Molecule: messenger RNA, 5974 nt
Organism: Oncorhynchus masou masou (cherry salmon)
Lineage: Eukaryota; Metazoa; Chordata; Actinopteri; Salmoniformes; Salmonidae
Product: NLR family CARD domain-containing protein 3-like
Exons: 12
Coding region: 85-3678 (1197 amino acids)
Biological process (GO): intracellular signal transduction
Molecular function (GO): protein binding
Source: RefSeq, a predicted model, not a curated record